Molecule: messenger RNA, 5016 nt
Organism: Dryobates pubescens (Downy woodpecker)
Lineage: Eukaryota; Metazoa; Chordata; Aves; Piciformes; Picidae
Gene: SALL1
Product: spalt like transcription factor 1
Exons: 4
Coding region: 580-4509 (1309 amino acids)
Biological process (GO): regulation of transcription by RNA polymerase II
Cellular component (GO): nucleus
Molecular function (GO): DNA-binding transcription factor activity, RNA polymerase II-specific; RNA polymerase II cis-regulatory region sequence-specific DNA binding
Source: RefSeq, a predicted model, not a curated record
CAGCCACGAACCAAAGGUACUGCUCAUCUGGGGAAAUUUUUCUUAAGGUUAAUCGUCAAAUGUGUAAUGAAAUUGCAAACGAGAAUAAUUUUGGGGAAGUGGCUAGAUUAGAAACGUGGGGAGCUAACGGAGUGUUGGGUAUAGUUAGAACUACAGACGCAGAGGUGUAAAUAGAUCGACGUGGGCAUUUUGUGGUCAUCUACGUGUGGCUGGUUGUAAGAAAAGUGUGCAUUUGUAUACGCUCAGGUUCGGUUUCCAUCCCACUGUCUCAGGGUAAAGCAGAGUGUCAGCCUGCACUGAGUGUAUCCAUCUCUGCCGAAACAUCUCUUUAAAUAUUCAGUGAAAAAUAAUGUCAUGUGAAGUACCACCUAUAGCAAGAUUAUUAUCUUCAUUCUUCAACAUCAUCCCCGCUGAUAGCUUCGUUUGUCUUUUUCUCAAAUUCUACUGUACCAAAUACUGCGGGGAGGGAGGGGGCUCGCCCUGUGCAGAAAUGAAAAGAAGCGUCAGUGACCACGUUGCAACACUGACUAAAUACAGGAGUGGCACCUGGGAGGCUUUGUCGCUGAUGUUUGAGCCAGCAUGUCGCGGAGAAAGCAGGCGAAGCCUCAGCAUUUCCAAUCCGACCCCGAUCUGGCCUUGUUAUCACAGCGAAAUGGAGACACAGAAAAGGGUCAAGCAAAUCGAACCACUAAGAACAAGGACGCCCAUGUCUGUGGCAGGUGCUGUGCUGAGUUCUUUGAAUUAUCAGAUCUCCUGCAACACAAGAAGAAUUGUACUAAAAAUCAAUUAGUUCUAAUUGUGAAUGAAAAUCCAGCUUCUCCUUCUGAAACCUUCCCUCCUAGUUCCCCUUCUGAUAAUCCUGAUGAACAGAUGAAUGACACAGUUAAUAACACAGAUCAAGUAGACUGCAGUGACCUUUCAGAGCAUAACAAACUUGACAGGGAAGAAUCCAUGGAUGUGGAGGCUUCCAGCAUUAACAAUAGCAGUAGCAGUUCCAAGAGUGUCAACAAUAGUAUUACAAGCAGUAACAGCUCCACAAUGGGUACCUCAGCUGUAACAACCUCUCUACCUCACAUAGGGGAUCUGACAACAUUAGGCAACUUUUCAGUGAUAAAUAGUAAUGUAAUAAUUGAAAACCUUCAGAGUACUAAAGUGGCAGUAGCACAGUUCUCACAGGAAGCAAGAUGUAACGGUGCAUCGAACAGUAAGCUUGCUGUACCUGCCCUGAUGGAGCAACUGUUGGCAUUACAGCAGCAGCAGAUCCAUCAGUUGCAACUGAUUGAACAAAUUCGUCACCAAAUAUUAUUGUUGGCUUCCCAAAAUGCAGACAUGCCAACAUCUUCUAGUCCUUCUCAAGGUACUUUAAGAACAUCUGCCAACCCCUUGUCCACAUUAAGUUCCCAUUUAUCCCAGCAGCUGGCUGCAGCAGCUGGAUUAGCACAAAGCCUUGCUAGUCAAUCUGCCAGCAUCAGUGGUGUGAAACAGCUACCCCCUAUACAGCUACCUCAGAGCAACCCUGGCAACACUCUAAUUCCAUCCAGUAGUGGCUCUUCUCCAAAUAUUAACAUACUGGCAGCAGCAGUUACAACACCAUCCUCAGAAAAAGUGGCUUCAAGUAUUGGUGGCUCACAGCUCAGCAACCCACCAGUAUCAGCAUCAUCUUCACCAGCUUUUGCAAUAAGCAGUUUAUUAAGUCCUGCAUCUAAUCCACUUCUACCUCAGCCCACCCCUAGUAACUCUGUUUUCUCCAGCCCCUUGCCCAAUAUUGGAACACCUGCAGAGGAUUUAAACUCCUUGACUGCCUUGGCACAGCAAAGAAAAAGCAAGCCACCAAAUGUAACUGCUUUUGAAGCUAAAAGUAAUUCAGACGAGGCAUUCUUUAAGCAUAAAUGCAGGUUCUGUGCUAAAGUGUUUGGGAGUGACAGUGCCUUGCAGAUUCAUUUGCGUUCUCACACUGGCGAGAGGCCAUUUAAAUGCAACAUAUGUGGAAACAGGUUCUCCACAAAGGGAAACUUAAAGGUCCAUUUUCAGCGUCACAAAGAAAAAUACCCUCAUAUUCAAAUGAAUCCAUACCCGGUGCCAGAGCAUUUGGACAAUAUUCCUACGAGCACGGGUAUUCCUUACGGGAUGUCUAUACCACCAGAGAAACCUGUCACAAGCUGGCUGGACAGCAAGCCAGUCCUUUCCACCCUGACAACUUCUGUUGGCCUGCCACUCCCACCAACGAUUCCAAGCUUGACCCCAUUCAUCAAAACAGAGGAGCCUCAGCCGAUUCCCAUUAGCCAUCCUUCUGCUAGCCCUCCCAACUCUGUCAAGAGUGACUCGGGAACAGCUGAUCCCACAUCAAAAAUUACCAAUGGACUUUCUGAUGAGGUAGAGGCUGGUGGUUUGCCUACCUCAAAUGGUAAAAUGGAAGAAAACCCUCAAAACACAAGCGCCAUCACUAACAUGAGCAGCUCUGUGAGCUCACCAGCAGCAGACUCGGGCUCUGGCAGUGUGGCCACUUUUACAAAUCCACUGAUGCCUCUAAUGUCAGAGCAAUUUAAGGCAAAGUUUCCAUUUGGAGGACUACUGGAUUCAACAUCAGCAUCUGAAACAUCAAAGUUGCAGCAACUGGUAGAAAACAUUGACAAAAAGGCAACUGAUCCUAAUGAGUGCAUCAUUUGCCACCGAGUCCUCAGUUGCCAGAGUGCACUGAAAAUGCAUUACCGCACACAUACUGGUGAGAGGCCGUUUAAAUGUAAGAUUUGUGGUCGUGCUUUUACUACUAAAGGCAAUUUAAAGACUCAUUACAGUGUCCACCGUGCCAUGCCCCCUCUGAGGGUACAACAUUCGUGUCCGAUCUGCCAGAAAAAAUUCACCAACGCUGUUGUGCUGCAGCAGCACAUCCGAAUGCACAUGGGAGGGCAGAUCCCCAACACUCCAGUGACAGAAAACUAUCCUGAGUCAAUGGAAUCAGAUACAGGAUCUUUUGAUGAUAAGAAUUUUGAUGAUAUAGACAACUUCUCAGAUGAGAACAUGGAAGACUGUCCUGACAGCAGCGUGCCAGAUACACCUAAAUCUGCAGAUGCAUCGCAAGACAGCUUGUCUUCUUCCCCUCUGCCUCUGGAAAUGUCAAGUAUUGCUGCUCUGGAAAAUCAGAUGAAGAUGAUCAAUGCGGGACUGGCUGAACAACUUCAAGCCAGCUUAAAGUCAGUUGAAAAUGGGUCAGUGGAAGGGGACGUUUUGACUAACGAUUCGUCAUCUGUUGGCGGUGAUAUGGAAAGCCAAAGUGCUGGAAGCCCUGCUGUCUCAGAGUCUACCUCUUCCAUGCAGGCCUUGUCCCCAUCCAACAGCACUACCGAUUACCACAAGUCACCAAGUAAUGAGGAGAAGCCAGUGAGAGCUUUACCAAGUGAAUUUGCCAAUGGUCUGUCUCCAACCCCAGCUAACAGUGGUGCUUUGGACUUGACAUCUAGUAACACUGAUAAAAUGAUUAAAGAAGAGUCUCUGAGUAUGCUCUUUCCUUUUAGAGAUCGAGGUAAAUUUAAAAACACCGCAUGUGACAUUUGUGGCAAAACGUUUGCAUGUCAGAGUGCCUUGGACAUUCAUUACAGAAGUCAUACCAAAGAGAGACCAUUUAUUUGCACAGUUUGCAAUCGUGGCUUUUCCACAAAGGGUAAUUUGAAGCAGCAUAUGUUGACACAUCAAAUGCGAGAUCUACCAUCACAGCUCUUUGAGCCUAAUUCCAGUAUAGGCCCUAAUCAGAACUCUUCGGUUAUGCCUGCUAAUUCACUGUCAUCGCUCAUAAAGACUGAGGUUAAUGGCUUUGUGCACAGCUCUCCUCAGGAUAGCAAAGAAUCACCCUCUGGUCUAGUUGCUUCGGGGCCGCUGUCCUCCUCUGCCACGUCCCCUGUCCUGCUCCCUGCUCUCCCCAGAAGAACCCCCAAACAGCACUACUGCAACACGUGUGGGAAAACAUUUUCUUCCUCCAGUGCUCUGCAGAUCCAUGAAAGGACACACACUGGUGAGAAACCUUUUGCCUGCACUAUAUGUGGAAGAGCAUUCACAACAAAAGGCAAUCUGAAGGUUCACAUGGGCACCCACAUGUGGAACAGUACUCCUGCAAGACGAGGCAGACGACUUUCUGUAGAUGGUCCCAUGACAUUUCUAGGAGGCAAUCCUGUAAAGUUCCCAGAAAUGUUUCAGAAGGAUUUGGCUGCACGGUCAGGGAAUGGAGACCCCUCCAGCUUCUGGAACCAGUACGCAGCAGCACUCUCCAAUGGCUUGGCCAUGAAGACCAACGAGAUCUCUGUCAUCCAGAAUGGUGGCAUCCCUCUGGCACCAGGGGGCCUGGGAAACGGUGGCAGCUCUCCCAUCAGUGGCUUGACAGGAAGCCUGGAGAAGCUCCAGAAUUCAGAACCCAAUGCACCUCUAGCUGGUCUGGAGAAAAUGGCAAGCAAUGAAAAUGGGACAAACUUCCGUUUUACGCGCUUCGUGGAAGACAACAAAGAAAUUGCAACAAAUUAGGAAAAAACUCCGUAAAUAACAUUCCUGCAAACAGUGCAACCUAGGGUUGUUUUUUCCAAGCUGCAGGCUACAACAUUACAAACACUUUCUUUUGUACCAUGUUUUACUUCUAGAGUUCUAAGAGAGCUUAUUUAUUAGUGAUAUAACCUUGCUUUGCAAACAAAUGCAAGCAUUAACUUUGGUCUCCUGUAUUUUGAACUAAAUACUAAUCGACUAGAGUGCUGUAAACUUGCUGUAACAUUUAUGGCAGUUGCAAGUCUGUUCUGCUAGGUGAUCUUAUUCUGGCAUUAACUUAUUUUCUAUAUCCAGUUUAACAUGAACUCUGGUACUGAUGAGAUGCCUCAGUGAUGCAUUAGGUCUCUAAUAAAAAUCUGUGUAUAAAUGUACACUUUGAUCCUGCUGGAAAUUUUGUCAGCAAACGCAUUGUUUAAUUUUUCCAAACAGAAUUAAGACAAGGACUGAGGGAAUAUAGACUGAACAGUGUGGGUCCUUUACACAGCUCAGUUU